CCACUUAGUGGAGGACCCAGCAUACAGUAGGUGCUCAAUAACAGAGGCUACAAAUACAAGCAUCCUUUGUGUUAGAGUCUCAUCCGUCCUGAAGACAGAGUGUGCAUUCCAUUAUUUCAACAGCACGUGAAUUCCCUGCAGACACAUGUGGAUGGCGGAUGGCAGCGGUCAUGCAUGGCGGGGCGAAGGCGUGCAAGCCUAAGGCAGGCCUCGGUGAGGAGGUGGUAAACUAUGACCUGAGCCAAAGGCGGGCGCCCAGCUGACUUAGCCACCCAGGCACCCCGGGGAGGCGACAUUUGAACAGAGUGACUGAGGCUCACAGGAUAGAGUCCAUUGUCCAGGCAGGGCUCUGCCCCUUUCACAGCCUCUGCUGAGUUGCCUCAACCUGCCCUCAAGGGGCUUCCUACUCCCCACAGUGUCAUCCCAGCUGCUUGGCGUCCCUGGUGCUGAGUAAACAGUGCAGAGAAGCGACCAGUAACUGGGCCCAGGAGACCACAGUGUAUCCCCACCUACAGCUGCAGUCCCAGCCUCCCAGCUUCUGGAAGCAGGCAGUCCACCUCCACACUUUCAGAUGGACUCCAGGAGCUCCCAGCCAGGGGAGCAAGACGUGACAGAGGCAGGGGCUGCGCAGGAACUUCGGUGGGUGGAGCUGGGCUCUGAGGAGGCCCUGGGAGCUGGGACAGAAGGUCCCAGUGCCCAGCAAGCCAGGGGGCGCCUGCUGCAAGCCGUGUGGUGGGGUCAUCUGGGCCUGGCAACAAAGCUACUGCGUCAAGGGGCCAGUGUGGAGGAGAGGGACCACACGGGCAGGACCCCGCUCCACCUGGCCGUGCUGCGCGGCCACGUGCCCCUGGUGCGUCUCCUGCUGCGGCGCGGGGCGGCGGUGGCAGCUGCCGACCGAGCGGGGCGCACACCUCUCCACGAGGCCGCCUGGCACGGGCACUCGCGGGUGGCCGAGCUCCUUCUGCGGCGCGGGGCCCCCGCGGCGGCGCGCUCGGGGGCCGGCCUCACGCCGCUGCACUGGGCCGCGGCGCUGGGCCGCACGCUGCUGGCGGGGCGCCUGCUGGACGCGUCGGGACCGGGCCCCGCGGCGGCGGACGCGCGCGGCUGGACGGCGGCGCACUGGGCGGCGGCAGGCGGCCGGCUGCCGGUGCUGGAGCUGCUGGCGGCGGAGGGCGCGGGCCUGGACGGGGCCCUGACCGUGGCGGCCGCGGCCGGGCGCACGGCUGCGCUCCGCCUCCUCCUGGCGCGCGGGGCACGGGUGGACGCCCGGGACGGCGUGGGGACCGCGGCGCUCGGCGUAGCGGCGAGCCUGGGCCGCAGGCAGGACAUGGAGGUGCUGCUGGACCACGGGGCAGACCCCAGCCUCAAGGACAGGCACAGUCGCUCUGCACUCCACAGGGCUGCUGCCGGGGGACACCUGCCCGCUGUCCAGCUGCUAGCAGCCUGGGGAGCAGAGGUGGAUGCUCGCGACUCGCUGGGCCUCACACCUCUACACCACGCUGCUCGGGGAGGCCACGCAGAGGUGGCCAGCCACCUCCUAGACAGGGGAGCGCAGGUCAAUGCUGCUGGAUGGCUCCACAAGACCCCCCUUCACCUGGCCAUGGAGCAUGGCCACAGCCCCACUGCAGAGCUUUUGCUGAGCCGAGGGGCUAGCCCCACCCUGAGGACACGAUGGGGUGAAGUGGUCCAGGACCUGCUGUCUGAGGGGGCCUGCCCUAGGCAUUGCCCACCCUAUGCAGAGAGGAGUGGGAGGGGCGCAGAGCCCCAGAGACCCAGAGCUGGACAGAAGUCUUCUGGCUCCCACGGUCUUCAGUGUGCACCAGUUCCUCUCUUAUGGACCGAGGCUGCCUGCCUCCCUGAGGGGAGGACAGCAGAGAGGUUCCCAGAAGAGAAGGGGGGCAGUGACUUGAGCUCCACUAACGGACCUGGGACUGCUCCGCAGCCCCCUGGGAUCGUCUCCCCUGCAGCUGCAGCCUCCUCCACACACUGCUUUAGCAGAGACCAAGUCGUGGCAACAGAUUUGACUGACACCUGACAGUUUCCCGUGUCCACCAUGGGGUUGUCACCCUCAGCUGCUCUCGCUGUGACACGGGGACGUUCUGUGUUUCGUCCAUUAUAUCUGGUAUUUGCCUGUUGGCACCUUUUUUUUUUUUUUUUUUUUAAGAUUUUACUUGUUUGUCAGAGAGAGGGAGAGCGAGCGAGCACAGGCAGACAGAACGGCAGGCAGAGGCAGAGGGAGAAGCAGGCUCCCUGCCGAGAAAGGAGCCCGAUGUGGGACUCGAUCCCAGGACGCUGGGAUCAUGACCUGAGCCGAAGGCAGCUGCUUAGCCAACUGAGCCACCCAUUUUAAAAAAAGAUUUUAUUUACUUGAGAGAGAAAGAGCAUAAGAGGGGAGAGGGUUAGAGGGAGAAGCAGACCCCCUGCCAAGCUGGGAGCCCGAUGCGGGACCCCAUUCUAGACAUCCAGGAUCAGGACUGCCAAGGCAGUUGCUCAACCCACUGAGCCCCCCAGGUGCCCCGUUGGCAUCUCUUUAUCACAGGGCUGAACUAAUGGGCACAGUUGUUCACAUCACCCCUGUGAUCCAGGGCCCGCUCUCAGAACCGCUGUCUUCCUCGCACAAACCCAGGUGAUACUCCUCCAUCCUAAAUUAUCUAAGGUCAGGUACCAGACAACAGGGACAGGCACUAUGCACCAAGGACCACUGGGAUUCUCAGUCAAGCCAAGGCAAACUGUUUCCCUUGCCGGGUCUUCCCUGUAAGACCCCAACAGAGGUUCUGGCCCAAGCUUUUUGCUCCUUCUUGCUUCUGGCUCUGGAGGACACUGGUGCCUCUCUGCAUGGCACAGCCUCUCCUCGCAGGAAAUGCAGGUAGUAAAGAAUGUUCCUCAAUGAUGUCAGCCUCUCCCUGUCAUUACUCAGCCAUCUCUCUAAGUUAAAACUCCUGUGGCUGUGGCACAGCUGAAACAGAUGAUCGGUUGUUUGAUGACCCACCUCCGGAUCCUCAUAGAAAAUCAUCAUCAUAUGCAAUUUAAAACUAUAGUUUUUCUGAGAACAGCUUUACGGAAUGGAUCUCAUUUUUCGAAAGUGUGAGUUCUGCCAAAUAUUUUUAAAAAGAUUGUAUUUAUUUAUUCAUGAGAGACAGAGAGAGAGAGACAGAGGGAGAAGCAGGCUCCCCACUGAGCAGGGAGCCAAACGAGUUGUGCCAAAUUAGCACCUUGGCCCACAGGCCACGGAAAUGCUUGGAUUGACACCCAGGGUAACAGGAAGCCUUGAAGGAGUCUGUGAAUGUGACAUGGUCUGAUCUGCUUGGAACUGGCCAAACACACAGCCACCUGCUCCUGAGGAAGGAGGUCCAGGGAAGCCAGGAAGAUGGUGGCACCUCAGCAGCAGGGGUUGGGAUAAGCAGGCAGAAUCAGGCUGAUUCUGUAGGCAGAGUCCCUUGGACUUGAUGACGGGCUGGGCGUGGGAGGCAAGGUAUGAGGGGACAGCAGUGACUCCCGGUGAGACCCAGGCCCGAGUUGGGGAUGUCGGCGAUAGACCUUUUACUCCAUGGGGAGAGCAGCCCCACAGGAGACGACAAGACGGAAAAGGGAGGGCUGGAAUGACAUCUCUGGGAUCCUCCCUGAGAAUGGUCUCCGGAGGUGCAGGAUGGCCCUACACCGAGCUGGCAGCACAGCCCAUGGGCUCUACCUUCAAGGCACAACCAGCACCCAAGUGCCUCUCAGCGCCUCCACUGGGUCAGCUAAGGCCUACACCACCAUAGGCUUCAUGUGGGACACAAUGUUGCCACAGCCCAGCCAGCUCCCAGCCCAACUGGUCUCCCUGCCUAAGCCCUGGCCACCCCACAGUCUUCCCUAAACAGCAGCUAGCAGCUCAUUUAAAAAGUUGGUGGUGCUACUCUCCUGCUCCAAAUGUCCCCCUGACUCCUUUCAUGAAAGCAAAAACCAAAUGUGGGAUAUUGUAUUGCUCAGAUGCCCUAGUGACCUCACCCAGCUCACAUGCUCCUCCUACCGUGGGAUUUCCAUGUGCCUCCUGUGAAAAUUAGUAACAGAGGGGUGCCUGGGUGGGUUAAAGCCUCUGCCUUCAGCUCAGGUCAUGAUCCCAGGGUCCUGGGAUCGAGCCCUGCAUCAGGCUCUCUGCUGGCUCUCUGCUUCCUCCUCUCUCUCUGCCUGCCUCUCUGCCUGCCUGUCAUUGGUCUGUCAAAUAAAUAAAAUCUUAAAAAAAAAAAAAGAAAGAAAAUUAGUAACAGAAAGCCUCACUAUAAUGUAGCCGGGAGGCUCAGGGUAGAGGGCGCCCUCCGGCCCCACCACUCAUCAACUGCUGACCCAACCAGAAGAGGGACUCUGCAAGUGGGUGUUAGUUACUUCCACUACCCCCAGCAGGAGGAGGAGAGGCUUUCCUCGUCUGCCCAGCAACAGCCCAGCCAAUGAGAGACUGUCGCAACCUAGACCAUGAGAGACAGCCAUAAUUUAGCCAGUGAGAGACUUUCACAGCCCAGCCAAAGAGAGGGACACCUGGGUGGUUCAGUCGGUGAAGCCUCUGCCUUGGGCUCAGGUCAUGAUCCCAGGGUCCUGGGAUGGAGCUCCACAUCCGAGUCCCUGCUCAGUGGGAAGCCUACUUGUCCCCCUAACCGCCCCCACCCCCGCUGUGACCUCUCUCUCAAAUAAAUAAAAAAUCUUUAAUAAAAGAGACAGCUACGAUUU
This is a messenger RNA of Mustela lutreola (European mink), 4701 nucleotides long. RefSeq names its product ankyrin repeat domain 65 (gene ANKRD65). The coding region runs from base 572 to 2035 and encodes 487 amino acids. Gene Ontology annotation, molecular function: protein binding. The record is from RefSeq and is a predicted model, not a curated record. The transcript has 8 exons. Lineage: Eukaryota; Metazoa; Chordata; Mammalia; Carnivora; Mustelidae.